Molecule: messenger RNA, 1825 nt
Organism: Cucurbita moschata (crookneck pumpkin)
Lineage: Eukaryota; Viridiplantae; Streptophyta; Magnoliopsida; Cucurbitales; Cucurbitaceae
Exons: 1
Coding region: 544-1770 (408 amino acids)
Source: RefSeq, a predicted model, not a curated record
UUCUUCUUCUUCUUCCUCCUCCUUCCUUCCCUUUCUCUCUCCUCAAAUCUAGAGAGAGAAACUUCUUCCAUUUCCAUUCCAUUCAUCUCUGCAAUCCAAAUCCAAUUACCCAACUCCCCGUUUCUCUCCCCCAAAACACCAUUUCCCCCAAAUCCCCCAUUUCUCUUCUUCCUCCGUCCGCCAUUGAUGCUCUCUGUUCCUCUUCUCCACCCUCUCUGUUUUUCCCCUGUUCUUCUUCUUCUUCUUGUUCAUGUUGUUUCUUAUGCACCUUCCUAUGAUCCUUUGAUUUCUGCAAUUUGGCCAUCAGAUGAAGAAGAAAAAGGGGGAACAAGGGUUCUCGCGAUUCUUCCAAUCUCAAUUUAUUGAUUCUUUUCAUUCCGAACCCUGUUCCUGAAUGUUUUGUAUUAUUUUCGUUUUCGAUCCUCCAAAUUUUCGCUUCCGGAUCUUCCAUUUCGAUCUGAUUCAUAUCAUAAUUUGUUCUUACACAAUUGUAAUUAUUAAAUUUAUGCAAUCUUCUCUCUUCCCUUUUUGUUGAAUCCGUCAAUGGGAUGUGUAAGCUCGAAACCAAAUCGAUGCCGCCAUUGCCGGCGGCCGUAUUCGCCGAUUUCUCGAAGCUACUCGAUGCAAGUUCAUCAUCCACCGCAAACUAAUGGCGAUAGUUACCACGUCGUAGCCCUAACCUCCUCCACGUUAGGCUCGUUGGAGCUCGGAAUCAAUAGGGACGGCGGCGGCGGCGGCGAUGGCGAUGGCGAUGGUGGUGGUUAUCAUCAACGUCAAUCAAGGAGAAACGAGGAUUACAAAACGAUUGGGGAUUUCCGGGAAGGAUUGGCGGAAGCGAAGACAUGGUCGAGUAUAAUCACAGAGAAAAUGACUAAACCCGCCGCGAAAACUCCGGUUAGAACGCCGCCGGGGGAGCCGGAGAUGAUCAAUACAUGGGAGCUGAUGGAAGGGCUUGAAGAUGUUAGCCCUGUCCCAUCUCCGACCCAAUUUCGGAGCCUCUCGUUCGAUUUCGGUAGCCGGACGGUUAUCGAUCCGUCAUUCAAUCGGCCAGAGACGAUUCCGAAAGAAACCGUUACCGAUUCAUCUCCGAAACCCCUCUGGCUUCAAUUAGAAGAAGAAGAAGACGAUAUGAAUCUGAAUUUCGAAUCGGUGGUUUCCGAUUUCGAUCCAGAAGUGAUUUCAUUGUUUCAAAAAUCCCUACAAAAGCUCUCGCCGGAUCACCCAUUUCACCUCCGACAAUUGCCGUUGGCGGCCGUGGAUUCAAAGAAAUUCAAAAGGGAGAAGGUGAUUCUAUACUUCACGAGUUUGAGAGGGAUUCGUAAGACAUACGAAGAUUGCUGCCAUGUGAGAGCGAUUCUGAGAGCCAUUGGAGUUCAUGUAGAUGAAAGAGACGUGUCAAUGCAUUCUGGGUUUAAAGAGGAGCUAAAGGAGCUUUUAAUGGAAGAACAGAACAAAAAUGGCGGAAGGAGCUUACCCAGAGUGUUCAUUGGGAGGAAACAAAUCGGUGGGGCAGAAGAAAUCCGGAGAUUCCAUGAAGAUGGGCAGCUUGAGAAAUUGCUUGAAUGUUGCGAGAAGCUUGAAAAUGGCGAAGGGGGUGGGUGUGAGGCGUGUGGGGAUAUCAGAUUUGUGCCAUGUGAGACCUGCUGUGGAAGCUGUAAAGUGUUCUAUGAAGAAGACGAGGAAGAAGACGAAGAAGAAGGAUAUGGGUUCCAGAGAUGUCUCGAUUGCAAUGAAAAUGGGCUUGUCAGGUGCCCGAUCUGCUGCCAUUAAUGGCGGAUUCGAACUACAAAUCUGAAAAUUCUUCAUCUUUUUUUUUUUUUUUUUU